Molecule: messenger RNA, 9322 nt
Organism: Seriola aureovittata
Lineage: Eukaryota; Metazoa; Chordata; Actinopteri; Carangiformes; Carangidae
Gene: id2b
Product: inhibitor of DNA binding 2b
Exons: 10
Coding region: 2320-3264 (314 amino acids)
Biological process (GO): negative regulation of transcription by RNA polymerase II; circadian regulation of gene expression; cell differentiation
Cellular component (GO): nucleus; cytoplasm
Molecular function (GO): transcription regulator activity; protein dimerization activity
Source: RefSeq, a predicted model, not a curated record
GAUGGAAAAAACAUUAUAAUAGAGGGAAAUCAUAUCAAUAUCAUAUUGUAAAGUUUAGAGAAAAAGAUAAGAGAAACAGCACUCUGAUUAGAUGAUCACAGAUAUCUGAAAAUACAUUAUUCCCUCAGCUUAGUUGUAAUAAACAGUCUGCUGAACCGUUUUACAUGAAAUAACAAUAGAAUAGAAACUAAUACUGAGUUUGGAGUCAUUGUGCAGGUUCACAUGUCAUGAUGGUUCUCAGCUCUCAGUCAUGUUCUUUAUUCUGACAGAGACACAAUCAUUCCAACAGAUGUUUUGACUCCUGUCAUCAAUAAUGAAAUGAACUAGAGCUGAAAACUAUCCGACUAACACUGAACCAAACUUAAUAUGAACAAACACACACACAUACCCAGAAACCAACAUGGCAGCAAUGAACUGACACCUGGCUCUGUGAGCAGUCCACAGUCAGUAAGUGAAAUACUCAGUAAGUAAAAUUUCCCGGGCUGUUGUAUCUUCUUUGCUUGCAGAAAUCAACUGCCUGGUGCUGGAUGUGAGUCUCACAGCGUCUGAGGUUUUACUUUCUCAGCAAAGUGGUUCCACAAAGGGUUUAUAUCUUGAUGCUUCAUGUGAAAAAUGCAACAUCUACUGGCCUGAAUGUAAAAUGAGUGAAUACAAAUGUUUCUAUGUCACAAAUUGAAUAGUUAUCUACUGAAAUGCGCAUGCGCACCAGCCUCUCCUGACCUGUCCUGUGUUGUAAUACCACUUUGUGACUGUUGACGCUGUGUGAGUCAGUAGAGCAUCAAGUCUGCCCUCAGUCCCACGAAGAAGAACAACUUCCGGCAGAGCUUGAAGUUAGCAUCACAGAAACACAGGAAUGGCUGAAUCUCCUAAAAGACGAUAUUCAUCUGCGUCCUGAAGCACCGCUCCCGACAAGAAACCACGUUCAACGGCAAAGAAAAGAAGCGACAGAGUAAAUCUGGAUGUGUCUUCCCGCCGCUAGAGAAGCUCUGAGAGGAAAGAGAUGCGGUUUGAUGCCGAGCUCGCAACUUUCCUGUUAGCCUGGAGCUUUCAUCAUCCCUCUGUCUUCAUCAGGACCUGAGCCAGUACAGGUGCAAUACCGCCUCCACCUGUCUCACCUACGGCAGAGAGUCCAGACACAGUGAGGAGGGUCCAGGACCAGAAGUCCAGUCUAAUCACCAAUGAUGAACCAGCACCUGCCUUUUCUUCUGCAUCUGGCCUCAUCAAUCAUCAACCACAUGACAUCAACACCUUGAGCUUUGAUAGUGAUGGCAGAAUCCACCUCGGCCCAGAACCACACCUUGCACAACCCAGCAAGAAACGGUCCCUGGCUAUUAUUUCAUGAAUGAAUGAUCUAGUGGAAAAUUUCUCACACAGCGUCUCAGAACCCACAGAGAUUCUUACUGACUGCCAACGUAAACUCAAAUCUACCCUGAAGAAGAAGUUCCAGUGUGUGUUUGAGGGGAUCUCUAAAGCAGGAAACCCAACCCUUCUGAACCAGAUCUACACAGAGCUCUACAUCACAGAGGGAGGGACUGGAGAGGUCAAUGAUCAACAUGAGGUCAGACAGAUUGAAACAGCAUCCAGGAAACCAGUCAGACCAGAAACAACCAUCAGACAAGAAGACAUCUUUAAAGCCUCACCUGGAGGAGACGGACCAAUCAGAACAGUGAUGACAAAGGGAGUGGCUGGCAUUGGGAAAACAGUCUUAACACAGAAGUUCACUCUGGACUGGGCUGAAGACAAAGACAACCAGGACAUACAGUUCACAUUUCCAUUCACCUUCAGAGAGCUGAAUGUGCUGAAAGAGAGAAAGUUCAGCUUGGUGGAACUUGUUCAUCACUUCUUUACUGAAACCAAAGAAGCAGGAAUCUGCAGGUUUGAUCAGUUCCAGGUCGUGUUCAUCUUUGACGGUCUGGAUGAGUGUCGACUUCCUCUGGACUUCCACAACACUGAGAUCCUGACUGAUGUUACAGAGUCCACCUCAGUGGACGUGCUGCUGACAAACCUCAUCAGGGGGAAACUGCUUCCCUCUGCUCGCCUCUGGAUAACCACACGACCUGCAGCAGCCAAUCAGAUCCCUCCUGAGUGUGUUGACAUGGUGACAGAGGUCAGAGGGUUCACUGACCCACAGAAGGAGGAGUACUUCAGGAAGAGGUUCAGAGAGAAGAAGCAGGCCAGCAGCAUCAUCUCCCACAUCAAGACAUCACGAAGCCUCCACAUCAUGUGCCACAUCCCAGUCUUCUGCUGGAUCACUGCUACAGUUCUGGAGGAGGUGUUGAAAACCAGAAGGGAGGAGAGCUGCCCAAGACCCUGACUGAGAUGUACAUCCACUUCCUGGUGGUUCAGACCAAACUGAAGAAGGUCAAGUAUGAUGGAGGAUCUGAGACAGAUCCACACUGGAGUCCAGAGAGCAGGAAGAUGAUUGAGUCUCUGGGAAAACUGGCUUUUGAGCAGCUGCAGAAAGGAAAGCUGAUCUUCUAUGAAUCAGACCUGACAGAGUGUGGCAUCGAUAUCAGAGCAGCCUCAGUGUACUCAGGAGUGUUCACACAGAUCUUUAAAGAGGAGAGAGGCCUGUACCAGGACAAGGUGUUCUGCUUCGUCCAUCUGAGUGUUCAGGAGUUUCUGGCUGCUCUUCAUGUCCAUCUGACCUUCAUCAAGUCUGGACUCAAUCUGAUGUCAGAAGAACAAUCAACCUCCUGGUUAUCUAAAGUCUUCAGGGACAAGCCUGAACCAACACUCUUCUACCAGAGAGCUGUGGACGAGGCCUUACAGAGUCCAAAUGGACACCUGGACUUGUUCCUCCGCUUCCUCCUGGGUCUUUCACUGCAGACCAAUCAGACUCUCCUACGAGGUCUGAUGACACAGGCAGGAAGUGGCUCAGAGACCAAUCAGGAAACAGUCCAGUACAUCAAGAAGAAGAUAAAUAAGAAUCUGUCUCCAGAGAAAAGCAUCAACCUGUUCCACUGUCUGAAUGAACUGAAUGAUCGUUCUCUAGUGGAGCAGAUCCAACAGUCCCUGAGAUCAGGACGUCUCUCCACAGAUAAACUGUCUCCUGCUCAAUGGUCAGCUCUGGUCUUCAUCUUACUGUCCUCAGAAGAAGAUCUGGACGUGUUUGACCUGAAGAAAUACUCUGCUUCAGAGGAGGCUCUUCUGAAGCUGCUGCCAGUGGUCAAAGCCUCAAAUAAAGCUGUACUGAGUGGCUGUAACCUCUCAGAGAGAAGCUGUGAAGCUCUGUCCUCAGUCCUCAGCUCCCAGGGGACAUGAGUGAAACUCUUCAGGGCAUCAUAUAACAUCAUAUUUCCCAGGAUGAUAAACACAACAUUUCAGUCAGACAGACUCAUCAGACAUGAACUCUGUUUCUCCUCCUCUCUGCUUUGGCAGCAGAAACAGUCUGACAUCACUUUCACUUUUUCUUCACAACAGUUUGUUCAUCAUCAGAGAGAAACUAAAACAUUCACUCUAUAGUAAAGACAAAUAUAAUAAUUCUGCUGAGAGAGCUGAUCCCCCCCGAACAAACACACAUGAACAUUAAAUCUGAGUUCAGUCAACAACAUGAAGAACCACGUCCGGAGGUUUGGGUGGUGGAGGAUCUGCAGCAGUAAACAGUGUUGACAUGAGUGUAACCAGCGGAGACACUGACUGUGUCCACAGUGUUCAAAUGUCCACGCUGUACACCUGCAUGAAUAUGAUUGGAUGUUACUGGUGACACAGCUGUGAAGGAGCCAAUGAAUGUGAAAAACACUAGAAACAGCUGAUACCAAUCAACCAAUACAACUAUGACUUCAGUUCAGUGUCUGAACCAACACAAAGCUUCAUUAGUGUCAGCGACAGUGGUGAACAUCUAAUGCUGGUGUGUGUGUGUGUGUGUGUGUGUGUGUGUGUGUGUGUGUGUGUGUGUGUGUGUGUGUGUGUGGUGUGUGUGUGUGUGUGUGUGUGUGUGUGUGUUCAGUCUGUCAGGAUGAGGAAGGCUGUUCUUCUCUGGCCUCAGCUCUGAGCUCCAGCCCCUCCCAUCUGAGAGAGCUGGACCUGAGCUACAAUCAUCCAGGAGACUCAGGAGUGAAGCUGCUGUCUGCUGGACUGGAGGAUCCACACUGGAGACUGGAGACUCUCAGAUUCCUGUGAACUGGAACUGGACACAAACACAGUGAACAGAAACCUCAAACUGUCUGACAACAACAGGAAGGUGACAUGGGUGACAGAGUAUCAGUCAUAUCCUGAUCAUCCAGACAGGUUUGACCUUUGGCCUCAGCUGCUGUGUUCAACUGGUCUGACUGGUCGCUGUUACUGGGAGGUCGAGUGGAGAGUAGGGGUUCAUAUAUCAGUGAGUUACAGAGGAAUCAGAAGGAAAGGAAACAGUGAAGACUGUGUGUUAAACUCUGUUAAGAAGGGGGAAGAGGGAGAUAACAGACAGAGAUAAAAUGAACAACCCGGAAAAUAAAAGUCAUUACAGGAAGAGAAAAAGGUUUGAAGAUUGAAAGAUGUGACUGAUAGUUUGUAACAACAGCAGAAGCUCCAUCACAUGGAGGUGGACUCCCUCAGGGAGGUGGUGGUGAGACAACUUCAGCAAAACAUUAAAGUAUGAAACCUUUGGAAAAGUUUGACGUGUUUUCAGAACAGUAGCGAGUUCUCAACGGCUUUGUCUUUUACAUCAGAUUCAGACUUUGUAGAGAAAUGUUCUCUUUGAAAUGAACCUUGAACUUCAUCUUUUCAACAUCUCAAUAUUUGUGAUUCCCCCGUCCUGCUUCCUUCGCUGUUUUUGAUUCCUCUUGCUGUAAUUGCCAUGAUUUUAUGUUGAUCUAUCUGAAUGUAUUUAUUGGCUCAGCAGCGCCCUCUAAUGGAGGUAAUAGAUAUAUGACACUGGCAGCUUUGAGACAUGGCCAGUUCUUGACAGAUUUCUGCAAUGAGUUGCCAAGCAACAGCACGGUGUGCAAAUAUUGUGUAUUAAUGUCUGUAUGUAACACGUAUAAACAUGUAUGUGCACUGUGAUUUGUAGAAAUGUUCAUGAGAAGAGUUACGAGUGCGUCGCUGUACUUUUAAAGUCCUGAAAUGUUUUUAUAAAACAGCAUAUCACACUUGAAGCUAGCUAGUUAGCCUCUGUGCUAAAAUAACUUGCUCUUGUUUUAUAGAGUGCUGAGUGAGAGUCACAUGUAUGACUGACCAGGACAUAGUCUGUUUCUCUUCAGGUAAUAACCGGCGCCACAUGAAGAUAAACAGGCCUCCCACUCCUCAGAGGGGAGGGGUCACCUGAUCCCGCCAGUCACAGUGAAGUGCAGCAGAGCGGGGUCACAGCUGCGCAAUGCGCAAAAAAAAAAAAACAUUUUUGCAAAUUUUGGGCAGAUAUUACGAUUUCAGUUGGAAUGGUAGUUUUUGCAUUUUCACUGAAAGAAAUAUGAAAUUGAUUUUUGUUGGUCUUGUACCAAACAAUCAUGUUCCUUUAUGAUCUGUAGGUCGAGGCGUCUCCGUAGCACCACAACACUGAUGGUGCUAACAAUGCUAAUGCUAACAAUAAUGUAACACAUUUUACCUACAUCAAAAAAAAAUUUGGAUUUGGAUGUUGCACAUAGUGGCCCUCAUUUAUCAAUCUUGCGUGAAAACAGGCGCAGAUCUGAGCGCAGAAUUGGUCGUACGAUAUGAUCCACGUGUGAUUCAUGAAACAUUCGUAUCUAAAUGAUCGGGUCUUGAUAAAUGCGGCGGCUGAAUUCGAUCGUCAUUAACAUGUUACGCCCUUAAAUAUUCCUGGUUCGGAGGCCCCGCCCACUAAGGUCAAACAUGGAGAGAAGAGUUACUGGCAAAAAACGAAACUUUUCAGAGAUGGAGAUCGACAUCCUGACAUCCGAGGUGGCGCAAAAUAAGGAUGUGCUUUUUGUCAGUCUGAAGAGCGGGAUCACAGGAGCUCAUAAAGCCGCUGUGUGGAAGAGGGUGACGGAGAUGAGUUUGGCUCUGCAGCGCCGCCUCCUGCAGCCGCGCGCCAACACAGCUGUUUGAAAAAUAAAAGAAUCGUGUGUGUCCCGGUCACCUGGCCACCACGUUUAAGAGUGAGAGCUUGGCAUCACAAAUCACCUGUACAUUUAUAGAGUGGUAGUUUUUGCGAUUGAUGAAUGCGUAAUCAUUCAUGGAUGGUGCCUUCAGACGCACGUGAGUGAAAUCAAUUGCUCCAACCAAAUUUGGAAACCCAGCAAUCUGGAGAUCCCUGCGGUCUCUGAACACGCGCUCACGUCUGACACGCGCGUAUUGUUCCUCCAAAACGAGUAAAUCUGCCAUCGUUAUGAUUUGAUAACUGUCAAAGCAUCUGUUUAAAUAAGGGAGUGAGUAAACAUCUGGCCAACCACAGUGCAACAAUGAUUAUCUCACCAGAUGUUUAAUUGUUGUUCCAGUUGUGUCACACCCAUCGGAAAAAACCAUAAACAAUUACACAAUUUUGCCAUGAGUUCAUUUGCAAACACACAUUUCUGCUUGUAUUUAUUAUUAUUUCAAAUUUUAAUGUGCAAUAAUUACAUGUCAUGUUUGGCUAUUUAGCCUCUCAUAUUGUUUUAUUGUACAAAAAAGUGGUAUCAGUAAAAAACGAGGGCUUUUUUAAAAUUUAAAUUUUCUUUAUCUUGUUUUAUUCGUUUUAAGAAUCCGUUUUGAUCUGUUCUAAAUAUGUGACUGUUUAUUUUGAGGUUUGUUUAAUAAUUCUUUUCAGACUCAGCCAGAUUUUGCUGCUGCACCGCAAAUCCAGAUUUGCGUACACGAGCUCAGACCUGACGUGAGAUCUGAUCGUAGCGUCCGCUCACGUCCAAAUUGAUAAAUGCCGAAGCUUGCGUGGAAACGGACGUACGCACGGUUUUCUGCCGCACGUUCGUUUGAUAAAUGAGGGCCAGUGUGAUUUCAAUGUUAUUGUGAUUAAUUGUGCAGCUCUAACAAAAGUGCAAAAAUGAUCAUGAAAGAAACAUUGUGAUCAGUUUGAUUGUAAAUUGUGAAACCAUUAAUAAAAUACUGAGACGCAAUAGACUAAGAAAGUGAUAACACUGUAUUUAAAGUCACUUCACAGCUGAUCAUAUGAAGUUUAAAAGGUGAAACACUUUAACUGAGCAGCCAGACAUUAUAACGAAGCCUGUUCUCUGCAGGUCCAGCAGCUUGACUCUGGCACAAACUCACAUUCUCAACAUUUGCAAAACAAACAGCAGAAGCCUGUUGUUAUUCCUCUGUUAGGAAAAUGUCAGUGUGAGUCCAACAGUCAAACACCUGUGCGGCUUCACGCAUUUGAAUAUGUUGUAUAUUAGCAGCAGCUGCAGCCGUGUUUUGCAUGUUGGUGUCUCUGAUCACAGAAAGAUAAGAUGCACAGCGUGAGCUUCAUCACUGUUGUUGUGCAGCUGCUCUCAUGUCACGGCCUCCAGACACUCUGCAAAUCACCCCAGUCAAAUGAGAGCUCUACGUCAUCACCUACGGUGGCCUCAGAGGCUCAGCAUGAGACACGUGUGGUCACAGCAACCUGACCAUGGAGCUCUGAUGACGUCAUUGUCAGAGUACUUGCUUUAUUCGAUGUGUAUUUAUUUAAUUGUCUAAACGUUAUUGAGACAGGUGAGCUGUCACUCAGACGGUUCAAUCAGCUCAUUUGAAAAGAUGAUUGACAUUCUGUUUGAGCCAAUGAGCGUUCAGCUCAGACUGCAGCCUCUCUAUAAGAAGCUCAGUCUCUGCUCCGUGGUCUGCAGGUGUUUUCCUGCCACCUCCGGUGUGUCAGCGUCCCGCCCUUUGCAGGUUCUGAUCCGGUGGAGGCGGGUUUUCUCAUGUGAAGCUCACUGUCCACCAGGAGACAUGACAGCCGGGAGCCCGGUGCCGUCACCGGACUCCUCCCGGAACAAGAGCCAAGCGGCGGAAGACCCGCAGGUCCCGGUUCUCCUGCUGCGGGACAUGAACCUGUGUUACCGGCUGCUGCGGCAGCUGGUGCCCGGGGUGCCGCCCGGACGCGCCGCCAGCAGGGUGGAGAUCCUGCAGCAUGUCAUCGACUACAUCCUGGACCUGCAGACCGAGCUGGACGCCUCCUGCCCGCCCGCAGACCGAGGAGAACCGCACCGCUGUGACCGGCGACAGCAGCGCGCACAGCGGACACAGAGCGGCCAGAGCGCCGGUGUCGAGACCCACACCUGCCAGGAGCCUGAUUCGACCUGACGUCACCACAGAUACUGAGUCGUCCUUCUCUGGACUCGGUGUCGGUCUUGUCUGAACUGGACGAGGAGGCGAUCUGAUCUUGUUUGUUUGCAUCAUCACAGAAACCUCGGCCACUCAGAAUCACAACCUUUGAUCCGAGUCUGAUUUGGAUCAAGUCUGGAUUGAAUCUGUUAAACUCGGACUUUGAGACUGGAGAUGUGAGCUGGACCUGAGAUUUAGUUUUGACUUCAGAAUUCCUUUAACUUCCUUUCUAUUGUCCUGCACUUCCUGCUUGAUUGUCAAAAUAAGACUCACAACUAGGACACAUCAGAGCUCAGCUGACACAAAUCAACCUUUACUGUGACAGUUCAUCGUUUUCCACCAUGAUUAUUUUUAACUCUCACUCUGGUGCUGCGUUCACUUACACUGGGAAGUCAGAGCUGGGAGUGACAACACACCUAAGCUGAUCGCGCUCUCGAACAGUCAGGACCUUGUUGUUGUUGUUGUUGUUGUCGUUAACAGAACCAGUUGAUAACAACAUUACACCGUAGCAACAUGUCCCCAGACAGUUCUGUGUGUGCGGCAGCGGCCAUCUUGGAUUUCAGGGUUGGGGAUUCAUUGUUUGGUGUUUAGACUUCCCUGUUGAAGGGGAACGCAUCAUGAAAUCUGCCACCACAGAAGAAGAGAGCUUCACAGCUUUGACUCUUCAAAAUAAAAGUCUAGAGAAAUAUGUUGGUCCUUUUUUAAAUUAUCUGUUCAUCUUCUGUUGUUGUGGUUUUGCAGGAAUUAUGGGAAAUUCUUUCUGCUGCAAAUCAAAACAGUAUUUUGAUAUUUUUAGUUGACUCAUAGUUUGAACUCAAAAUUCUCAGUUUGGUCAAAGGUUUUUACAAUUUAAACUCUGCAACCUGAAAUCUGCUGCCACAGGAGGAGGAAAUAUUCAUAUCUUUUCAACGUUAAAGUCUACAGUGUGAUCUCAUGUAUUUUGAUUUUUUUGGUUUUAUUUUGUGUUAAAUUACUACGACACAUUCUGCAAAAAAAGUCCCACAUUUAAAUAUUUUCUUUGACUUCAGCGGUGGAGUGUAAGGCACAGCCUGUUGCACUUUUAUACUGAAAAGAAAAUUACAAGAUUGAAUAGUUAUUUUUUGACACAUUUGUACAUAUGUCUGAAAUUCAAAUAAAAAAAAUUCACCAAAUA